Molecule: messenger RNA, 12220 nt
Organism: Mus musculus (house mouse)
Lineage: Eukaryota; Metazoa; Chordata; Mammalia; Rodentia; Muridae
Exons: 1
Coding region: 135-599 (154 amino acids)
Source: RefSeq, a predicted model, not a curated record
GGGCCAGGAAGAAUGUAGUGGAGGGUUAUGUAUGUGGUCAGGACUAAGAAGAAAAUAGUGAGGUCAUUAGGGAGACGGGUAAUGUAAAACCCGUCUCUGCCACUGUUGCAUUGGGUCACCCUUGGGUCCAUGGCAUGAAAGUUUUAUUGGGAGGAGAUCUGCUGCAGGAGUCUGAUUGCUUGAGUCAUUGCAACAGGAUAGAAUCUAGUCUCUGCAUACCUCCAUCUGUGACCCCAGGCAGGGGGAUAGGGAACUGUCUUUGCUGCCAUUUUGUCUUAGACCUGUUUGGGGAUAGUAUCCCCACUGUGUGCUGCAGUGGCCAUUGGGUUGGCCUUUGGCAUGUUGGACCUGCGCUUGAGUACAUUGUUAAAGGCCGUUUUAAGAAAGGCCCAUCCACUUACAUUCAGCUUUUCACACAAGGAGUCACUGACCUUGGAGGCAGCUGGAAAGGGCUCCCAGGUGUCACACAGUCACUCCUGCACAGUUUUCCUUCUUUCUCUCCUUCCUUUCCCCCUCCCUUACUCCUUUGUUUGUUUGAGAUGCAGUGCCCUUGCUCGCCUCAACCUACCAGCUGCCUGCCGCUGUCUCUGGAGUGCUGAGGUUGACCUGGGAACCGAGGCAGACCCUUACUUCCUUUUUUGAGACAGGCUGGAUUUGAAUCUUGCUUUUGUAAGAACACGGGAUAGCAAUGCAUAGAACUGCGCAAGGUUUCUAGCUACUGCUUAAGGAAGAGGUAGUGCAGCGAGGGGAAGGAGUUCUCUACUGAUGAGAAGGAGAAACUUCUUUAAAGCCAGGGUUGUUAAAGUUGAGGCUGUGGCUGACAGAAACUGGGAUCUGCUUCCUCACAUAGCUUUGGAAGUAGAUACCAAGAGGCCUGUGAGUCAGAGCACACCAGUGCUUUGGCUAACGGUGUGCUUAGAGGCGGGAUGCCGCAGUGAUUGAAGCUGGGUUGUAGAGACAGACAAGAUGGGGCCAGGCUCACCUCCUGCCUGUGCUGUCCCGAGCUGUCCCAUGCUGUCCUGUUGUAUACAUUUGAUAACUUACUUGUUCGCACUUAGGUUUCAUUUUUCCUUUUGCAUAAGGAGAGUCAUGGUAGCAGCUACCUAGUAGGCUGUCGUGAGAGUUAAAUGAGAUAAGUGAAAAGUCCUGAGAACUGCAUAGGGCACACAGCACAUGCUGACUGCCCACCGUCAUGUAGUGUGGCACCAACACUCAGGCAGGGCUGCUGUAAAAGAGAGCUAGUUAGUAGAAGAGCAGGGUGGGCCUAUGUGAAGGGACAGUUGUUACAGUGACUUUACUCAGUGCCUCGUGAGUGGUAACGUUUUAUUCUUGUCUGUAUCAGCUCAUAGCCGUAGCACGUAAUGCUUCAGGGAGAGGUGAAGCUGGAGCAGGGCAGGGGCCGAGAACAUCUUGGAUGCAAGGGCGUGUGGUGAUCCAGAGUAGUGUUGGUUAGAAAGGCCACUGGAGGGCUGGCUGGCUGGUUCAGUGGAGGAAAGCUCCUGCCAGCAAGCUUGAAGACCUGAGUCUGAUUCCGUACUCCUGCCCCAGGUCCACAAGGUAGAAGGAGAGGACAGAUUCUUUCAUCGUCAGUCUCUGGCUUCCAAACAAAAACGAUGUGAAAAGAGAAGAAAAAGAGAUUCUUUUAAGAAAAGUCAUUCCAUAACCGCGUGUGACAAGUAAGACAGCAUGUGAUCCUAGUACUUGAAAGGUGGAGGCCAGCAGAUGCCAGGAGAGACCUUGUUUGAAUAACGAACCGUCUCCCCUCCCAAUUGGCACAGUGCUAGACUCGGUUGGCUCUUGUUCAGAGGACUGGAGUUGAGUUCCCAGCUCCUGCUUCCCGAGCCACAACACCUGCAGCUCAGCUCCAGGAGACCCAACCAAACCUGCAUGCACACACGUAUAGUUUAAUUAAAAAAAAAAAAAGAAAAGAAAAAGGAUGAAGCUGAAGAGAUGGCUCAUCAGUUAAGAGCAUUUGUUCUUACAGAAGGCUCCAAGUUUGCUUUGUCAGCAUCCACCUGUGGGCUCCAAACCAUCUUUAGUUCCAGGGACCCGGUGUCUCCUGGCUUACUGGGCACCAGGCAGGUGCAGGGUACACUGACAUGAAGACAAAGCAUGGAUGUGCUGAAAUAAAUAAAUAAAUCUUAUAAGAAGAUGGUGGGCUGGGGCUUAGUUGGCAGAGUGCUUCCUUGAUAAGUACAACCCUGGUGUUCCAUAUCUAGUAGGUAUGGUGCCGCUACUCAUGGGAGAUCAGAGGUGGGGGGAUCAGAAGUUAAAGAUUUGAGCCAGGCGUGGUGGCGCACACCUUUAAUCCCAGCACUCGGGAGGCAGAGGCAGGUGGAUUUCUGAGUUCGAGGCCAGCCUGGUCUACAGAGUGAGUUCCAGGACAGCCAGGGCUACACAGAGAAACCCUGUCUCAAAAAAACAAACAAACAAGCAAACAAAAAGUUAAAGAUUGGGGCUGGAGAGAUGGUUCAGUAGUUAACAGUAUAGACUGUUCUUCUAGAGGACCUGGACUUGAUGCCCAACAUUCACAUGGCCUCUGCACUCACCCGGCACAAAGCGGGAGCACGGGCAUCUCUGUAAGCAAAGCACCAGAAGCCAUAAAUGCAUAAUUCUUAAAAAAAAAAAAGAAGUCAUUUUCAGCUACACACUGAGUUUGAGGCCAGCCUGGGAUAAAUGAGACCCCAUGUAACAAAACAGAAAUCUCAAGAGUGAAGGUGACUUGGAGGUGGUGACUGGACAUCCUGAUAGAAUUUAGAGGUUCUGUUUGCUGGGAACUCAGGGUCACCGUUGACUAACUUUUCAGUUCUGUCCUUUGAAAAUGUUAAGCUCUGUCUGUCUCACACAUACGUGUCAAGGUCCAGAGAUUGUGCUAUCCUUAAUUUCCUGUCAAGCCUUCUCCAUGGUGAGAUCUGUGGUGAUUAGGUGGAGAGCUAACGAAACUCUUCUAUAAUAAAAGGAAUCUGAGAACGUUAGGAAAGAGUUCCCAGAAAAGUGAGGGCUUCGUGGACAUGGUGACCCCGUUAGUCCCAGCACUCAGGAGGUAGAGGCCGAUCUGCGGCAGCGCUCUGAGCUUAAGACCAGGCUGACUUGCACAGCGAGUUCCUAGCUUUAUUUUACUUAUGUGCUUUUAAAUCAGUUUUAUUCUACGUGCAUUGGUGUUUUGCCUGCAUGUAUGUGAGUGAAGGCGCCAGAUCCCCUGGAACUGGAGUUACAGACAGUGGUGAGCUGCCAUGUGGGUGCUGGGAAUUGAAUUGAGGUCCUCUGAAAGAGCAGCCAGUGCUCUGAACAGCUGAGCAGUUUCUUGGCACUGAGACCCUAUCCUUAAAAACCAACCAAACAAACAAACAAAAUGAAGCCUUCAGGGGCAGUGAAGCUUUGGGCUUAACACAGUGGUUCUCAACCUGUGGGCCACCUAAAUCAGGAAAUAUCAGAUAUUUACAACUUCUAACAGUUGCAAAAUUUCAGUUACGCAGUAGCAACGAGAUAAUUUUAUGGCUGGGGGUCAGCACAACAUGCAGAACUGUGUUAAAGGGUCACAGUGUUAGGAGGGUUGCGAACCACUGGCUUGGCUUAGGUAAGGGCACUUGAAGCCUAGCCUGAAGACCUGAGUUUGAGUCCUGGAACCCAGGAAAGAACUGGUGCUCAAAGUUGUUCUUUAACCUCCGUGUGGGACAUGGCGCACACCUGCCUCCAUAUACCACAUAUACACGAGAUUGAAGUGUAAGUAAACUAGAGAGAUGGUCCAGUAGCUGGUCCUAUAGCACCCAUAUUGGACAUUUUCUGUCUCUUGACUUGAGGUCUAGGUGACCCAAGGCACAGUCUCUUGUGGCGUCUAUCUGCACUCAUGUGUACACUCCCCACUCUCCAGGAGUGUACCCACCUUUAAUUCCAGUGCUAGAGAGUCAGAGGCAGGCAGAGAUCUCUGAGUUCAAGACCAGCCUGGUCUACAGAAUUUGUUCCAGGCCAGCCAGAGCUAUAUAAUGAGACCCCAUCUAUGGAUGGAUGGAUGGAUGGAUGGAUGGAUGGAUGGAUGGAUGGUCAGUCUUUUAGUAUUUCUAACUUUCCUGUGUCUCGGUGUUUGGCUGCACAUGUGCCUGUGUACCACACAUGUAGGACUAGAGGAGCUCAGAAGAGCUGUCAGAUCCCCUGGAACAGAAGUUACAGAUUAUUUAAAGCUGCGUCAGAGCUGAGAACUGAUCCUGUUUCCUCUGGAAGAGCAGCCUGUGCUCAGUCACAGAGCCGUCUCCAGCCCCUCCAGCCCUCCCUCCCACCUCUGCCUCCUGAGUGCUGGAAUUAAAGGCCUGCACCACCACUGCCAGCUGCAAACAUUUGUGUGCUUUUCUUUUUUCUUCUUUUUUUUUUUUUUUUUAAGUGAAGGGUUCAUAUUCUAGUUUGGGAAAAUAUUGUCCAAGGUGUGACCUUUUCUUACAGAUUUUUUUUUUUUUUUUUUUUUUUGGUUUUUCGAGACAGGGUUUCUCUGUGUAGCCCUGGCUGUCCUGGAACUCAUUUUGUAGACCAGGCUGGCCUCGAACUCAGAAAUCCGCCUGCCUCUGCCUCCCGAGUGCUGGGAUUAAAGGCCUGCGCCACCACUGCCCGGCUCUUAACAGAUUUCUAGAAAGGAUCUGUUAGAAAGAAAUGGCUUAAGACUUGAAGUCUAUCCCCCAAAAUGUGACAGGUCUCUCGGUGCCUUUUUGCUCUCCCAUUGCUGAUAGAGCCCAUCAUACAUACCCUUAUGUGUGAGCAUCAAUUAUAAAUGUUUACAUUUAAAAUGAAUUAGGAUGCAAGAGGAUAUUUGCUUUCUGUUGAAAAAAAAAUGUGUGUGAGAUAGGGUCUUGUGUAGCCUAGGCUAGCCUCAAAUUAGCCAUGCAGUUGACGAAGUCUUUGACCUAAUGAUCCUUCUACCUCUACCUCUGUGGUGCUGGGAUUGCAGGUAGAUGUAACUACCCCGCUUUAUCAGUGCUGGGGACUGAGCCUUGGCCUGUGCAUGCCAACCAAGCUCUCCCCUGACCAAGCUACAUUCCCAGGCCUGUUUCUCUUUGAAUAAAACGUUUAGACUUCACCUUAGGUAGAACCGUAAACUAUAGUACAUAAAACAUUUUAGUGAGGAAGUGGGCUGUUAUGGUACUGGGGACUGGGGCGAGUGGGGGAACAUAAUGAAAACCUUUGCAUUUGUGGUCUCUUCUUCCCAGACUGCUUGCUUGUUUGCUGCUGCUGCUGCUGCUUUCCUCUUUCUUCUUCAAGUAUAAUUCGACCUUUUCUUGGUUAUUUAAAAAAGACUUGCCAGGUGGUGGUGGCCUGUUUUAAUCCCAGCACUCAGGAGGCAGAGGCAGGUGGAUUUCUGAGUUCAAGGCCAGCCAGGGCUACACAGAGAAACCCUGUCUUGGAAACAAAGUUUAUUUUUGUGUGCAUACUUUGCUUAUGUGUAUCUAUAUGUGCACUGUGUGUGGUGCCUUGUGGAGGUUGGACUGGAGUUAGAGUUGGCUGUGAGCUACCACAUGAGUGCUGAGAACCUGACCUAGGUCCUCUAAAGAACAGCACAUGCUCUUCACUAACCAGCUGUCUCUGGUUCCACUUCUAAAAAAAUUUAUGUUUUAUUUACUUUCACUUAAAAAAAAAGUUACAGCCAGGCAUGGUGGCACACGCCUUUAAUCCCAGCCCUUGGGAGGCAGAGGCAGGCAGAUUUCUGAGUUCGAGGCCAGCCUGAUCUACAAAGUGAGUUCCAGGACAGCCAGGGCUACACAGAGAAACCUUGUCUCGAAAAACAAACAAACAAACAAAAAACAAAAACAAAAAACGUUACUCCAUGUGUGUGCAUGUGUGAGAGAGUACAUGCCUCUGUGUGUGUGUGUGUGUGUGUGUGUAUGUAUGUGUGUAUGUGUGUGUGUGUGUGUGUGUGUGUGUAUGUGUGUGUGUAUUUGUGUGUGUGUAUGUGUGUGUGUGUGUGACAAUUGUUAUUUUUCUCCUUCCACCAUGUGAAUCCUGGGUGUUGGCCUCAGAUUUCCAGGCUUGGUAGUAAGCGCUUUUACCUGAUAAGCCACCUCGACCCUUUUUGAGAGAAGUGUGUAUGCAUUCUAGACUGUCCUGAAUUUGUUAUGCAGACCACAGUGGCCUGGUUCUGCCUCCCAUGUGCUGUGAUUACAGGCACACACCAUCCCUGUGUCUUGGCAGGCUCUCAGUCCUCAGGAACACUGAGUCUGAGAACAUGAAAACCGCUUUCCUAGUUGUCAAAUUCAGGAGAGGGACUGGGGGCCACAGGUGGCUUCCUUUCUGCCUGACAGACAUGACAAAUGCCAUGUCAUCCUCAGUGGAGCCAUUUGCAGAGUGUCAGUCCUUGUGCCUGUGCAGGAACGGGAAGCACGUGGCAGCCUUUGCAGAUGAAGGGCAGAGUCAGUGCUGGGAUCCCAGCCCUGCCCUCUAUUACAGCAUACACAGGAAGUGAUCCUAGGACAGCGGCUAGACACCUGAGCUGAUGGGUGGCUCUGCAGGCCCAGUCACCGAAGUUCUGCCUAGGCACCCAUGGCCUUUGUGAUCCGUGACUCCAGCUGGCAUAGAACGCAUCAGAGGCAUUUUGGGAAGCUUUACCUCUGGAGAGUGAGGCAGACAAGUUGAAUGGACUACACUUUACUGUUUCUUUAGGCUCUUUAAACAGAAGAAAAAUACAGCGUAUGGGUGUUUGGCUGUGUGCAUAUCUGUACCAUAUGCCUGCAGUGCAGGUCAGAGAGUGUCUGAUCUCCUGGGAUCUGGUAACACAGUUGUAAGCUGCCAUAUUGGUGUCAAGAAUUCAACUUGGGUCCUCUUGAGAGCUGCCAGUGCUCUCAACCAGUGAACCUUCUGUCCAGCCCCGCUUAGUUUCUGCGGUAGUGGUUGACCUUGCCCAGAUUCUGGCUUUCUGUUCGACCUGUUCACUGUGAGCUCCAUCUUGAUCGGUACCAGAGGUCAGAUUGGGUUUAAGGCUUUCCUCGCUCUACCCAAGGUCACUGAUACAUUUUUAGUGUUUUUUUUCUUUUCUUUUCUUUUUUCUUUUUUAAUUCUCUUAUUAUAUCCCAGCCACAAUUUCCCUCCCUCCACUCCUUCCAGUCCUUCUCCCUCUCCCCUCCCCUCCCCUGAUCCAUUCCUCCAUUUCCCUUUAGAAAAGAGCAGGCCUCCCAGGGAUAUCAGCUGAACACGGCUGACAAGUCACACUAAGACUAGGUACAAACCCUCAUAUCAGGGCUGGACAAUGCCGUAGGAGGAAAGGAUCCCCAGAGCAGGUGAACGAGUCAGAGACAGCCCCGACUCCCACUGUUAGGAGUCCCACAAAAAUACUAAGCUAACAACCAUAACAUAGAGAACCUGGCUCAGACCCAUGCAGGCGCUCUAAUUGUUGCUUCAGUCCCUGUAAGCCCCCAUGAGCCCUGCUUAGUUUAUUCUCUGGGCCUUGUUCUCAUGGUGUCCGGACCUCCCUGGCUCCUACAAUCCUCCUUCCUGGAACUCUGCCUAAUGUUUGGCUGAGGGUUUCAGCAUCUGCUCCUAUCAGUGGCUGGGCACUGAUCUAUGAGGAUAGCUGAAUGUCACUAGGAAUCAGCUCACUAACUUUUUUUCCAGUUGUGUUUGGUUCUGAUCCAUCCUCUGGUUCUUAGCCAUCCAGGCAGUGUCAGGCUUGGGCUCACCCUGUGGUGUAGGCCUCAAGCUGGACCAGUUGUUUAGUGAGGGAAGCAUAUCGUAGGCUCUCCUAGGCAGCUGGAGAUAACAGCACCACAGAACAGCUGGGUUUGGAGCAGGUGGAAGCGGCUCAGAUUUUAAGAAAUAGAAAACAGAGCAGGGGUUGGUGAGAUGGCUUAGCUCCAGUUCCAGGGUCCACCUUCCUCUUCUGUCCUUUGCAGGUACCAGACACCCUUAUGGUGCACAGUCAUACAUAUACACAUAGCAUCAUACACAUAAAAUAAGGCAGGUGCCACUCUAACCAGCUUAAAACAGCGCAGUGACCUUACCCACAUAGCUAUCUCUCUGGCUCAAAGGUUUUAUGGGUUUUUGUUUGUUUGUUUUGAGACAGGAGUCUCACUUUGUAGUCCUGGCUGGCUUGGAACUUAUUAUGUGGACUAGGCUGGUCUUCAAAUUCACAAAAAUCCUCUUGCUUUGCCUUGCCUCCUGAAUUCUGGGGUUAAAGACAUAUCCCACCACACUACACCCAGCUAGGAUUUAUUUUUUUCCAGAGAGAGGAUUUAGCCCAGGGAGCCUUGAACUUGGUAUGUAGCUGAGGAUGUCCUUGAAUUUAUUAAAGUAGCAAGAGAUAUGAUUGAAAUAAGCCAGGUAUCAGAAGGCAGAUGCGGCUCUCACAUGAGGUAGAAUAUUAAAGUAGUAAGUACAGGAAGAGGAAAGCUGUCCCAGUUUAUGUCACCAGGAUCAAGACCCCAACAGAAAGCAAUCUGAAGAGAAAAGGUUUAUUUCCCUCACAGCUUGUAGUUUAUCAUGAAGGGAAUUCAAAGCAGAAACCUGGAGGCGGGAGCUAAUACAGAGACCAUGGAGGACCAUGUUGCUGGCCUGCUCCCAUGGCUUGCUCAGCCUGCCUUCUGUAUAACCCAGGUCCACCUUCCUGGAGGUGAUGCUGUCUGCAAUGGGCUAGGACCUCUUACAUCAUUUAUCAGUCAAGACAGUGUCUUACAGACCUGCCUACGGGCCAGUCUGAUGGAAGCAUUUUAUCAGUGGAGUUACCCUCUUCAGAGAUGAUUACAGGGUGUGUCAAGCUGACAGACCAAUCUGUAUAGAAGGGGACAAUGAGAUUGCUUAGUGUAUAAAGUGCUUAUCACCGGGUCCUUGGAACCUGUGUGAUAGAAGAAAAGAACCAAUUAUUCAGACUUGUCCUGUGACCUCCACACACGCCAGAGAGGAGUGGCAGCUGCCAGUGCUCCAUGGAGGGAGGGGGCUCCUUCCUACUGCGCUGCAGUUGGAGGCAAGUGCUGCAUCUCCAGCACGCGUGCGUGAGGCUUGUUUCCUAGCUGCAGGCUCACUUUGGAGAGUUGAGAACGUCUGCAGAUGAGUAAUGGUGGUGUUUGCACUGCGGUGUAAGUGUGUUAACGUCAUUGAACCAGUUAAGAUGAAAACAGUUAAGAUGGCAAGUUUUUUUUGUUGUUGUUUUUUUGAGUUUUUCGAGACAGGGUUUCUCUGUAUAGCCCUGGCUGUCCUGGAACUCACUUUGUAGACCAGGCUGGCCUCGAACUCAGAAAUCUACCUGCCUCUGCCUCCCAAGUGCUGGGAUUAAAGGUGUGUGCCACCACGCCCGGUUAAGAUGGCAAGUUUUAUAUGUCAUUUUUAAACACAAAUAUACGGCUAGAACACUUUAAAUCCACUGGCUUGUCCUUAGAGGGCCUAUUAUCUCCUGUUUCUCUGCUCUAUCUAGUUUGUUUUUGUUAUUUGUUGGGUGGGAGGCUGUUGUGAGCCUUGCUAUGUAGCCUAGGCUGGCCUACAAUCUGAUUCACCUGCCUCAGCCUCACAGCAACUAGAGCUUUGAUGCUGCUCUGUUUUCUUGGAUGAGGGGGAUGCUUGCCCAUCAUCCUGUUUUGUUUUCAGGAUUUUUAUUUUCCUGUGUUUAAGUGUUUUGCCUGUAUGUGUGUGUGCAGCAUGUGUGCCUGGUGCCAAUGAAGAUGAGAAGGAGGGCAUCUCAGGCAUUUGUAAGCUACCAUGUAGAUACUGACUAAACUCAUGUCCUCUGAGCCACAAGUCCUCUUCACUGCUGAGUCCUCUUUCUGACCCCUAGGAGUUGGGGUUUUGUUUUGAUUUCAGAUAGGGUCUCACUGUGUGUCCAGCUCUUAGCCUCUGAGCCAUUGUUCCAGUGUCCCAGCUAGUGUUUUUCAAUUUUUAAAAAUUACAUUUGGCCUGGAAAGAUGGCUCAGUGGUUAAGAGCACUGACUGCUUUUCUGAAGGUCCUGAGUUCAAAUCUCAACAACCACAUGAUGGCUCACAACCAUCCUUAAUGAGAUCUGAUGCCCUCUUCUGGUGUGUCUGAAGACAGCUACAGUGUACUUAUAUAUAAUAAUAAAUAAAUCUUUGGGCCAGAGCAAGUGGGGCCGGAGCAAGCAGAGGUUCUGAGUUCAAUUCCCAGCAACCUUAUGGUGGCUCACAACCAUCUGUACAGCUACAGUGUAUUCAUGUACAUAAAAUAAACAAAUCUUUUAAAAAGUACACUUAUUUGUGUCUGUGGGAGAAGGCAACUGUCACAGCACACACAUCAAGGCUAGAGGGUAACCUUUGGGGUCAAACUCAGGUUGUUGUAUUUAGUGGCAAGCCUGUUGACCUGCUGAACCAUCUUUCUGCCUCCCGCCCGUUCCUUUGUACAUGUGGGUGUGGCAUGUGUGUGGGCACCAUUCUGUGUGUGUGUGUGUGUGUGUGCUCGAGCGCACGCACGCACGCGCUGAAGGACAACUGUGGAUGUCCUGAAGAAUGACAUCUGUUGGGCUGGAGAGAGGGCUCAGCCUUUAAGAUAAGCACUGAUUCUUUUUCCUGAGGUCCUGAGUUCAAUUCCCAACAACCACAUGGUGGCUCACAACCAUCUGUAAUGGGAUCUGAUGCCCUCUUCUGGUGUGUCUGAAGACAGCUAUAGUGUACUCAUACAUAAAUAAAAAUCUUAAAAAAAAAAAAAGAGCCGGGUGUGGUGGCGCACGCCUUUAAUCCCAACAGAGGCAGGCAGAUUUCUGAGUUCGAGUCCAGCCUGGUCUACAAAAUGAGUUCUAGGAUAGCCAGGGCUACACAGAGAAACCCUGUCUUGAAAAACAAAAAAUAAAAAAAAAAAAAAGAAGAAGAAUGACACCCGUCUCUUGUGAGACAGGUUCUCUUGCCCUGGAGCUCACCCGUUAGUCUGUAUAGACUGGCUGGACAGUGAGCCUCAAAGAAGCUUGUCUCUGCUUUCUAACCAUGGGGUUACAAGUGUGUACUAACCACCAUAGCUGGCUGUUUUUAGAUGGGCUCUGGGGCUCUUACGUGGGUCCUGUGCUUUGAGGGCAAGCGCUCAGCGACUGACCCGUCCCCUGUGCUGAUGUUGUUUCUUUGAGACAGGGUCUCUGUGGUCUGGGCUGUUGUUACACUCUCGGCAUUCCUCCAGCCCGGGCCUCUGGAGAGCUGAGACUGCAGGUGUGAGCUGCCACCCCAGGUUUAGCAUCUCAUCUUGUAUGAAGCUGGACACGAGAGCACUAAUAUCCUCACUUAAAGGUGGAAGAAACCAUUCUAAGAAGCUCCCAGGGGGCUUCCCACGGUUCACUGGGGACGGUUUGUUUCUGCAUGCCCCUUAGUGAGCCAGUGAGCCGGGUCAUUUCAUUCACUAGGCUGAGAAAGAGUCUCCCCGAAAUGUACUUCACAUUCUGUGUCUCCCCAAUUGUAAACAAAAUGGGGCUUACUUAGAAGAAAGUGAAGAAAGGCUGUGGUAGAGGCAGCCAGUAAUUUCUGUCGUCUGAGGCCAUCUUGCUUUUUUUAAGGUUCAGUUAUUGUUUGUGUAGGUGAUUUCCAGAUAUCACCCCCCCACCCCCUGUCCAUUGGACUUUAUAUUUUUGCACAAAAAUAGAAAUACAAACUGCUCUUGCAGAGGACCCAAACUUAGAGCAGUAAAGUCACACAACUACAGCAGCUUGUAGCUCCAGCUCUGGGGAUCUGAUGGCCUCUUCCAGCCAUUGCCCUGCCACUUACAUGCACAUGCCUACGCCAUAGAAAGAGAUUUAACAGAAAGAAAUCUGCAUUAAGUUCUAAAGCGAAUAUCCUCGUCCUUACCAGAUGCAUUCCUGGCUUUUGUUUUUUUAAGGUUUGUUUACUUAGUAUACAUGAAUAUACUGUAGCUGUCUUCAGACACACCAGAAGAGGGCAUCGGAUCCCACUAGAUGGUUGUGAGCCAUCAUGUGGUUGCUGGGAAUUAAACUCAGGACCUUCGGAAGAGCAGUCAGUGCUCUUAACCAUUGAGCCAUCUCUCACCUUUUUCUGUCUGAAGAAUUGUCAUCCAGUUCCAAGUCGUCGUUGACCUUUCUAUUCUUCCUCUUAAGUUUAGUCCAUCAUUAGACCCUGUGAGUUCUACUUUUUUCUGAGACAGGGUCUCUGUAUUUGAUCUUGGCUGUCUUGCUGUCUAGACCAGGCUGGCUUUGAACUCAAAUCCUCCAACUUCUGCCUCCAAGUCUGUGCCCAGUGAGUCCUACCAUAUCGAUGUUUCAGAUCUCUCUUGUCUUCUGCUGCUACCUCUUGCUACUAGGAACUUAAAAAAAAA